This is a messenger RNA of Wyeomyia smithii (pitcher-plant mosquito), 3646 nucleotides long. RefSeq names its product DNA polymerase iota (gene PolI). The record is from RefSeq and is a predicted model, not a curated record. The coding region runs from base 1457 to 3406 and encodes 649 amino acids. Lineage: Eukaryota; Metazoa; Arthropoda; Insecta; Diptera; Culicidae. Gene Ontology annotation, biological process: translesion synthesis. The transcript is spliced from 2 exons. Gene Ontology annotation, molecular function: damaged DNA binding; DNA-directed DNA polymerase activity.
UCAAUUUUGUUUACCCUCCCUUGCAUAUGAAAAUGUAGUGGUAAAUUUCCACUCUGGUCGAUACUGUAGCAAACAUUUUUUUCGGAACGUUACUACGGUGUAUAUUCCACAAGUAUCGUUUAGCCACUCAUUCAAGUUUAUGUUGUGGAAAUUGUGUUUUUUUUUAGUAGGAUUAACAAGUCACUUCAUCGUAAACAAAUUCAGAUGCUUCUGCUCAAAAUUUAGAAUACAGUUUAAUGUUGCUACAAAAACAUCAGUUUAUUGUAAAUCCUUCAAAGCAGCUUCCUGGUUGGACAGCAGUUUGUCCAGAAAAAACUGCAUAGAAUGUUUGCUGGUGUGAAUAUUUGUUUGUGAAUUAACAGUUCAUUUCUCAGACAAAGUGUAGAAUUAGUGUUGAUAAAACUAUAGCAACAUUUGAUGUGCCAAUUGCAAUGGAAUUUCGCAGAAUUACCGCCAUACUUCUUAAUAUACGAAGAAGCGAUAACGAGUGAAGACAGGCGACAACUCGACCGAAGGUCAUUAAUUAACAUCUCUAAUGACCACAGUCGAAGUCCACGUUAGAAUGCAAUACAAGGUCAUCGAAUUGUGAAAAACAUUAGACCUGAGCUUUUUUAGAUGAAGAAAAAAAAAUAGAUGAAACCUGAGCUUUUAUCUGCCUCAACACAGGUGACUUAAAAUGGUAUUCAUACAGAAUCCACCAUUUACGGGUUUUCAACGAUUAACAUUUUAAUUUAUUCGAUUAGAUUUCAUAUUUUCUCAUUCUUGUUUGAAGUUGUGUUUUGCAAUGCAGAAUGUAGGCACUACAAGUUAUUUAGAACCACAAACUAGGUUCAUUAUUCUUCCAAAUGCUCUAUGAUAUCCUUUGGAAAGACCUGGGAGUACUUCUAGAUUCUUCACUUACGUUCAAAAAUCAAGUGUCAUACGUUGUUUCGAAAGCAUCAUCUCAGUUAGGAUUUAUCUUCCCAUUUGGCAAAUACUUCCAGGAUGUGUACUGCUUGAAGACUAUAUUUAGCUUUAGUACGGUCAACGCUCGAGUACUCAGCUGUCGUAUGGGCGCCAUAUUUCCAAAACGGAAUCAAUAGAAUCGAGGCGGUUCAACGGAAGUUCGUACGUUUUGCGCUGCGUCAUUUGCCGUGGCGUGACCGGAAUAACCUUCCUAGAUAUACUGAGCGCUGCAGGUUCAUACAUCUGGAUGCUCUCGACGUCAGAAGAGAUGUCGCUAAAGCCUGAUUUAUCAGCGACUUGCUAACUUCUAAUAUAGAUUGCCCCGAGCUUCUCAGUCGUCUGGACGUAAACACCCGUAGACGUACUCUUCGGUCCCAUACGUUUCUUAGCACAGGCAGAUCCAGGACGAAUUACGGGAUGCACGAACCGAUGAAAUAAUUGAUUUCAUCAAAUUUUAAAUUGGAUCGUAUUGAAUGGCCUGUGCAGGACGGAUUUAUUUUCAAAACAAAAGAUGGACGAUUUGGAAACACAAGGAGAUUCGGAGGAUCAACAUUCGCGUAUAAUUAUUCAUAUCGACAUGGACUAUUUCUAUGCUCAAGUCGAAGAGGUGCUGAAUCCGAGCCUAAAAAAUUUACCGCUUGGUGUGAAACAACGAACCAUGAUAGUAACGUCCAACUAUAUUGCGCGAGAGUUCGGCAUUAAGAAAAUGAUGCUGAUCAGUGAAGCCAAGAAACUGUGUCCCGAGUUAGUGUUAGUCAAUGGAGAGGAUUUGACCAAAUAUCGACAGAUGUCGGUGAAGAUCAAUGAAAUCAUGCACAAGUUCACACCUAAUGUAGAAAAGCUGGGAUUAGACGAGAAUUUUCUAGAUAUUACCAAGGAAAUUUGCCAAAAGCUUGAGCAAGACGAAAACAUAGAUCAACAUAUAGAAAAUGUUGAGGGAUAUAUACAUCCACCAAUUGAAACAGGAAUGUCGGCGCGGGGAGCAUUCAGAAGAGCUUGUUGCUGCGGCUGUGAUCGAAAACUAAUUUUGGCAACCCACAUAGCAAAAGAGAUUCGAAAUUGUGUUUUCCAGGAGCUUGGCCUAAAGUGCAGUGCGGGAGUUUCUCACAAUAAGCUGUUGGCAAAAUUAGUUGGUGGUAUAAACAAACACAAUAAGCAAACAGUUUUGCUGCCAAAUUAUGCAUCCGAAUUUGUUGCUUCGUUAGGACCAGUAAAAAGCCUAACUGGGAUUGGGGAAAAGACAGCCCAAAUUUUGGAAGAUUGUGGCAUUAAAACCGUUCGUGAACUCCAAGAAACGGCUCUUGAACAACUUCGCAGAAAGCUAGGACUUGAACAAGCCAGUAAACUAAAAGAAAUGGCAUUUGGAAGAGACAACGCACCGGUGAAGCAGACGGGAAAACCAAAAUCUGUUGGUUUGGAAGAUUCCUGUUCAGCUAUUUCGAUUCGAGCUGAUGCCGAGGAAAAAUUUCGUCACUUGUUAGUACGACUAGUAAAAAAUAUUGCCGAUGAUGGACGUAUUCCUAUAGCGAUCAAAGUUACUGUCCGCAAGCAUGACUCAGUAAAGAAAACAAGUCACCGAGAGUGCAAACAAGAUAAAAUCUUGCCUUCUUUCUUUCGCCAUAAAGAUUGCAAAGUAGUUCUGGCCGAAGGAGCUCAAGAAAAAAUUCUUGCCACCAUCAUGAAAGUAUUCGAAAGAAUGGUUGACCUUAGCUCUCCUUUCAACAUAACUUUAUUAGGAUUGUCUUUCUUUAAAUUCCAAGAGCGUAAGGUUGGUAUAAAGUCGAUAGCUAAUUACCUUAUCAAAAAAUCUGAUAUCGAAGUACAGUCUAUUACAAACUUAAGUAACGAAGCUCUCGUUUUAAGUGAUGGUUUCGCUUCAAACAAGUCAUUUUCUAUGGCAAUGGACUGUGAUCAAAUGUCGAGUGCUGGAUUUUCGGAUUCUGCUUCAUUAGCAUCUUUGUCUGGUUCAGAAUCGGAUGUGGAACCUUCGCCCAAGAAGUCUCGUAGGAUGGUAACAUAUCUCGCACGUAAAAAGGAAAGCUUGUUAACAGCGACCAGUGAAGAUGAACUUUCCUCUCCUAGUAAACUUCGAGUAGCAGAAAUGCGAUUAAAUUCAAAGGAGUAUGAUCAAGAAACAUCUCAGUCAUCGGACAUUCCAAGCAGUUCAAAGUCGUGGGGUGGCUUUGUUAAAAAUCAUCUUUCUUCGUCUUCUACUCCGAUCAAAACUUCUCCUCUAGCAACUAUUAGUAAUAGUAAUACUGAUACAACUUCGAUUGGCGCAGGAACCGGCUUACCUACAAAUGUCGACCCUGAAGUAUUCAAUGCACUGCCAGCUGACGUCCAACAAGAGUUACUUCAAAACUGGCGCUUAGGUAACCCAACCCAGUCUUCUGGAGCGACAUCUUCAACAGCAAGUAGCUCAAAAAACACACUCCAUCGAUAUUUUGUUAAAAAUACUUAACAGUAUAGUAAAAUGGCUCUCUGGCGAUCAUCGAGAUGUAGGUUUAUAUCAGUGUUUUAUUUAUGAGAAAAAAAAUACAUUUUAUUUUUUGUUACUUUUCGUUUGCUACAUUCGGUUCUGUACACUUCUAAGAGAAUAAUAACUAUUCUUUUCAUCAUUGUUCCAAUAAAUUUCAAAGUAAAAUGAAGCCCAAAAAUACUGUUAUCAAGACAUCGUUUAGAAGAACUAUUUGAAGUUUGA